AUGGAAGACGUGUCCCCGACAUCGUCUCUAAGCGGCGCCGUCCUGAGCACAGAAUUACAACUUGUCAAGGUGACAAGUGAGAUCCAUCCACUUGCCAAAUUUUCUAUUCAACAGUUGUGGUAUCUCCUUUUCCCUCUUUGGGCCCAGCUUCUGACGCAGCAUGCCCAUCUCUCGACCUCACUUCAUAUGGUCCAUUUACCCAUUCACACCAUUAUGUGUCUUCGUCUGCUCCAAGUAUCACUUCUUCUUCUUAUUCUUCUUCUUGUUCUUCUUGUUCUUCUUGUUCUUCUUGUUCUUCAUGUUCUUCUUGUUCUUCUUGUUCUUCUUGUUCUUCUUGUUCUUCUUGUUCUUCUUGUUCUUCUUGUUCUUCUUGUUCUUCUUCUUCUUGGCCUUUAG
Molecule: messenger RNA, 396 nt
Organism: Protopolystoma xenopodis
Lineage: Eukaryota; Metazoa; Platyhelminthes; Monogenea; Polystomatidea; Polystomatidae
Source: the annotation of a GenBank genome assembly